AUGUCUUCCGCCGUCUUCACCAGCGACCGGGACAUCGAGAAGGGGUCGAACUCGACCGUCUCGCCCGGCAACGCCUCGACCUCCGCCAUGCCGUAUGUGCCCACGAAGCUGGCCAGCGCCAACCCCCUGGGCCUGCUGGCCUUCGCCACCAGUCUGUUCAUGUUGUCGCUGUUCGGGCUCAAGCCCCGCGGUAUCGAAACCAACAACAUCAUCAUUGCCAACAUGAUCUUCCUCGGCGGCGUCGCCCAGGUCAUUGCCGGGAUCAUCGACUUCGUUGCCGGCAACGCCUUCGGUGCCACCGUCUUCAGCGCCUACGGUGCCUUCAACCUGGCCUACUCCCUGAUCUUCCUCCCCGGCAGCGGCAUCCUCGCGUCCUACGCCGACGGCAACGGCGGCCUCAAGCCCGAGUUCGAGCAGGCCGUCGCCCUCUUCGUCUGGCAGUGGUUCAUCAUCACCGUCAUCUUCACCAUCGGCGCCAUCCGCAGCAACUACGUUUUGCUCAGUGUCCUGUCCCUUGCCGAUGUCACGCUCAUCCUCAUCGCCACCGGCAACAUGACGGGCAACGAGAAUAUCCUCAGGGCUUCGUCCGGCUUCGGUUUCGCUUCUGCCAUCAUGUCCUACUACGCUGCCGCUGCCUACUUGUACGUCGACGGGACGACUCCGUUCGAGCUGCCCCUCUUCCCCAUCAAGAGGGAUUAG
Anthostomella pinea is the source of this 699-nucleotide messenger RNA. Lineage: Eukaryota; Fungi; Ascomycota; Sordariomycetes; Xylariales; Xylariaceae. The record is from the annotation of a GenBank genome assembly.